This is a messenger RNA of Plutella xylostella (diamondback moth), 771 nucleotides long. Its product is annotated as trypsin, alkaline C. The record is from RefSeq and is a predicted model, not a curated record. Gene Ontology annotation, biological process: proteolysis. Gene Ontology annotation, molecular function: serine-type endopeptidase activity. NCBI's taxonomy places the organism in Eukaryota, Metazoa, Arthropoda, Insecta, Lepidoptera, Plutellidae.
AUGGUGACCUGGGCUGUACUCCUUUUAACGUCGUCGGUUGCGGCGACGGCGGUGUUCGAACACAACAAGAUAGUCGGGGGCGAGGAGACGACGGUCGAGCAGUACCCCUCCAUCGUGCAGGUGGAGUUCCUGUAUUCCAUCGGGUGGCACCAGAGCUGCGCCGGCACCAUCAUCACGUCCUCCGUGGUGGUCAGCGCUGCUCACUGCUUUGAUGACGCAGCCGUGGACACCCGGCGCAUCCGAGCGGGUUCCUCCUUCAGGAACUCCGGGGGCACCAUCGUCGGCCUGCUCUCGUUCCGGAACCACCCGGAGCACGGCAUUCUUGCGGACAACGACGCGGACAUCAGUCUGCUGUACCUGGCGCAGGAGCUGGUGUUCAGCGCCUCGGUGCAGCCCGCGCCCAUCCCGCCGCAGGACGCGCAGCUGCCCGACGGCUCGGCGGUCACCCACGCCGGCUGGGGACGCACCACGCCUGGCGGGGAAUUGUCGCCGGUGGUGCGUGAGGUGACGAUCUACACGGUGAACAACGCGGAGUGCGCGGACCGCUACGUGUCCGGAAUCACGGAGAACAUGAUCUGCGCCGGCAUCCUGGACGUGGGCGGCAAGGACGCCUGCCAGGGCGACUCGGGCGGCCCGCUGUACCAUGACGGCGGCCUCGUGGGAGUGGUCUCGUUUGGCAAUAGCUGCGCUUAUCCCCGAUACCCGGGAGUGAGCACCCGUGUGUCUGCCUUCACUACCUGGAUCUUGGACAACAUAGACAAUCCGGUUUGA